AAACCUAUUUCUAUAUAAAGCCAACCCAGUGCCACAUCACUACCAUCCUACUCAACAAACUUCACAAUUACGGAGUAAAAAAUACAGAGCAGAAGCAACUCAAGCAAGCAACACUAGUGCAAAAAUGGCUAUGGCAUUCAAGAUGGCGACGUUGGGGAUGAAGGUGACAGAGGAAUGCAAGAAUUCAUUCAUGGAGAUGAAGUGGAAAAAGGUUCACCGCUACAUCGUUUUUAAGAUCGAUGAGAAGUCCGGCGGAUUCACCGUCGAUAAGGUCGGCGCCUCCGGUGAGGGUUACGACGAUCUCACCGCCUCGCUUCCCGAUGACGAUUGCCGCUACGCCGUCUUCGAUUUUGAUUUUGUCACCGUUGAUAACUGCCGCAAGAGCAAGAUCUUCUUCAUCGCUUGGGCACCAUCAGCAUCAAGAAUUAGAGCAAAAAUGUUGUAUGCAACAUCAAAGGAUGGAAUAAGGAGAGCAUUAGAUGGAAUACAUUACGAAGUGCAGGCAACCGAACCUAGUGAGAUGGGGUUCGAUAUCAUCAAGGACCGCGCUAAUUAGCUCUAAUCUUGAUUUUAACUGCCCCUCUAAAUCUCAAAUUAAUCCCAAAAUGUUCUAAUUUAUGUGUUUUUUUUUCUUUUCAUAGUUUCAAUUGAUGACCUUAGAUUUAGAUCAAAGGUAGUAUUAAGAUCGGAUUCGGAGGAGUUUUAAUUAACAUGUUUGGUAGUGUUGUUGCUCCCCUUCCUUUGAUCUUUUCUUCUUGUCUUCUAUUUUGUAUGUUGUUGUUUGUACUCGAAAUGAUGCUAAUCUUGUAAUGCUAAUCCUCUAAUUUGGUAAAAUAAUUGAGGUGGGCAUUUGUACUAAUUAAAUCAAGUAAUAAAAUAGUAGUAUUAUCAAUUAUCUAUUA
Messenger RNA from Spinacia oleracea (spinach), 902 nucleotides. RefSeq names its product actin-depolymerizing factor 5. The transcript has 3 exons. Gene Ontology annotation, molecular function: actin binding. Gene Ontology annotation, biological process: actin filament depolymerization. NCBI's taxonomy places the organism in Eukaryota, Viridiplantae, Streptophyta, Magnoliopsida, Caryophyllales, Amaranthaceae. Gene Ontology annotation, cellular component: actin cytoskeleton. The coding region runs from base 125 to 556 and encodes 143 amino acids. The record is from RefSeq and is a predicted model, not a curated record.